CCAUAGUCCAUAGGAGUGAAGAGGGCUGGCGGCUGCCGUCAUAGCUUAAAUUUUUACAUUUAGCGCAUGCGUUUGUCUGCCGUCUGCGUUACAGAUUUCCAAGAUGGUGCUCGAAUCAACUAUGAUUUGUGUGGACAACUCGGACUUCAUGAGGAAUGGCGAUUUCUUGCCAACGAGAAUGCAGGCCCAACAGGAUGCCGUCAGUAUGGUUUGCCACUCGAAGACCAGGUCCAACCCAGAAAACAAUGUGGGACUAUUAACCAUGGCUAACGUUGAGGUUUUGGCCACCCUGACCACGGAUGUUGGAAGAAUUAUGUCUAAGCUGCACCAAGUCCAACCCAAUGGAAAUAUCAGCCUUCUUACUGGAAUUCGCAUUGCCCAUUUGGCAUUAAAGCAUCGUCAAGGAAAAAAUCACAAGAUGAGAAUUGUAGCUUUUGUCGGCAGCCCUGUUGAGAUGGAAGACAAAGAACUGGUAAAAUUGGCAAAGCGUCUGAAGAAAGAAAAAGUUAAUGUUGAUGUUGUGAGCUUUGGUGAGGAGGUUUCUAACAAUGAUGUGCUUACAUCUUUCGUCAACACUUUGAAUGGAAAGGAUGGUACUGGAAGCCACUUGGUCACUGUUCCCCCGGGCCCACAUUUGUCUGACGCUCUUCUCUCGUCUCCAAUCAUUCAGGGUGAGGAUGGCACAGGUGGCGCAGGACUUGGAGCUUCUGGUUUUGAAUUUGGAGUUGACCCCAACGAGGAUCCUGAAUUGGCUCUGGCCCUUCGAGUUUCUAUGGAAGAGCAACGCCAGCGAAUGGAAGAUGAGGCUAGGCGCACACAGGCUGAGUCCGCUCAAGCUGCUCCUGCAGCUGCCGAAACUGGUGGAGCUGGAACUGACGAAGCUAUGCUGGAGAGAGCACUCGCUAUGUCCAUGGAGGGCGUGGAAGAGCCUCUCGCUGCCACCCGCGCGACUCCUGAUUUCAGCAAUAUGACUGAGGACGAGCAGAUUGCUUUCGCAAUGCAGAUGUCCAUGCAAGAUGCCCAGGAAAUGCCGAUGGAUGUGGAUGAGGGUGCUGGCACAGCAGCUGCCGGCACUUCGAUUGCUGAAGUUAUGAAUGACCCAGACUUUCUGCAGAGUGUCCUUGAGAAUUUGCCUGGAGUUGAUCCGCAGAGUGAAGCAGUGCGUCAAGCAGUUGAUAAUGUUGCCAAGGAAAAAAAGAAGCCACCUUCUGAUAAGGACAAGAAAUAAGGACCCACUUCUGCUUGCAUUUAUAUCAUAGAACUUAUUAUAUGGAUAUUCUUGCUGGCAAUAUAAAUUUAAUUCUGAUUUAAUUUUUUUCCAUGCAAAUGCUUAUUGUGAGAGUUAAAAUUAGAUAAAUUCCAUGCCUGGUUUGAAUCUAAUUUUUUGAAUGUAAUAAAAUGCGCUAAAAUUGCUUAAAA
Molecule: messenger RNA, 1419 nt
Organism: Cloeon dipterum
Lineage: Eukaryota; Metazoa; Arthropoda; Insecta; Ephemeroptera; Baetidae
Gene: Rpn10
Product: regulatory particle non-ATPase 10
Exons: 9
Coding region: 104-1228 (374 amino acids)
Biological process (GO): proteasome-mediated ubiquitin-dependent protein catabolic process
Cellular component (GO): nucleus; proteasome regulatory particle, base subcomplex; cytosol
Molecular function (GO): polyubiquitin modification-dependent protein binding
Source: RefSeq, a predicted model, not a curated record